This is a messenger RNA of Aspergillus homomorphus CBS 101889, 189 nucleotides long. RefSeq lists its product as uncharacterized. The transcript is spliced from 2 exons. The record is from RefSeq and is a predicted model, not a curated record. NCBI's taxonomy places the organism in Eukaryota, Fungi, Ascomycota, Eurotiomycetes, Eurotiales, Aspergillaceae. The coding region runs from base 1 to 189 and encodes 62 amino acids.
AUGGGCAUGAGCACCAUCGCCGUAGUCUUGCGUGCGAUCGCCAUUCGAAUCCGCAAGAGCACCUGGAAGAGUCAUAACUGCCUUACAGCGCUCACCUUGGCUAUGUUGUCUUUCUAUUUGAUCGACGUAUUCAUCGGCAUCGGUAAGACCAAGUGCCACUCCCGCGUCGACGCCAACAACAUCGAUUGA